GACAAAGCCUACAUGCGCCGCGCGCUCGAGCUCGCGGCGACGGCGACCGGGCAGACGCAUCCGAACCCGCUCGUGGGCUGCGUCGUCGUGAAUGACGACGGCGACGUCGUCGGCGAGGGCUACCACCCGAAGGCGGGCGAGCCGCACGCGGAGGUGUUCGCGUUGCGCGCGGCUGGCGACGCCGCGCGCGGCGCCACCGCGUACGUCUCCCUCGAGCCGUGCGACCACUUCGGUCGGACGCCGCCGUGCUCGAGAGCGCUCGUGGACGCGGGCGUGCGCCGCGUCGUCGUCGGGUUCGUGGACCCGGACCCGCGCGUGAGCGGCGGGGGGAUACGGACGCUGUUGGACGCGGGGAUAGAGGUGACGGUGGGGUGCGAGGAGGCGGCGUGCCGGGAGAUCAACGCCGACUUCAUCGCGAGGAACACGAAGAAGCGGCGAUAG
Molecule: messenger RNA, 441 nt
Organism: Micromonas pusilla CCMP1545
Lineage: Eukaryota; Viridiplantae; Chlorophyta; Mamiellophyceae; Mamiellales; Mamiellaceae
Exons: 2
Biological process (GO): riboflavin biosynthetic process
Molecular function (GO): diaminohydroxyphosphoribosylaminopyrimidine deaminase activity; zinc ion binding
Source: RefSeq, a predicted model, not a curated record